Messenger RNA from Malania oleifera, 1317 nucleotides. RefSeq names its product pectinesterase QRT1. Gene Ontology annotation, biological process: cell wall modification. The coding region runs from base 1 to 1155 and encodes 384 amino acids. Gene Ontology annotation, molecular function: pectinesterase activity. NCBI's taxonomy places the organism in Eukaryota, Viridiplantae, Streptophyta, Magnoliopsida, Santalales, Ximeniaceae. The transcript has 5 exons. The record is from RefSeq and is a predicted model, not a curated record.
AUGGGGUGGUCGGUGCGGCGUUCUCUGUUCGCUGCUUUGGUGGCAGUUCUUUUGGUUGGUCGGGUGGGGUUUUGCCAGCCGCCCGGGGGCGAGGGGGGCGGGGUAAGGGAGUACAUAACGUGGGAUGAUAUGACGGUGAUGGUGGGAGGGGAGGGGGAGGGGGAAGGGCAGGGGAUGAACUCAGGAGGGGGUGGGGGUAGCGGUGGCGGUGGCGGUGGCGGGGCGGGGUACUAUAAUAAUAGUAGUAGAGUAAUCGUAGUGGAUAAGAGCGGAGGCGGGCAUUCGCGAACAGUUCAGGGAGCGGUUGACAUGGUUCCACCCCACAACACUCAGAGGGUUAAGAUAUACAUUGCCCCUGGAAUUUACAGGGAGAAGGUUUUCAUAGCAAGCACCAAGCCCUAUAUUUCAUUCAUUGGCAACGAAAACAGAACUUUCGAUACGGUGAUAACAUGGAAUGACAAAGCAUCCGAUAAGGAUACCAAUGGCAAUGAACUGGGUACUUACAGAACAGCCUCUGUUGCUGUUGAAUCUGAUUUUUUCUGCGCCACUGGGAUCACCUUUGAGAACACAGUGGUGGCAGUGCCAGGUGGCUACGGCAUGCAAGCAGUGGCUCUCAGAAUAGCAGGGGAUAAAGCCAUGUUCUACAAGGUUAGGCUGUUGGGGUCACAGGACACCCUCUUGGAUGAGACUGGAUCACAUUAUUUUUACCGGUGUCACAUCCAAGGAAGUGUUGAUUUCAUAUUUGGCCAGUCCAGAUCUCUCUACCAGCACUGCGUUCUUCAAUCGACUGCGAAGGAGUUCGGAGCGAUCGCAGCGCACCAUAGGGAUUCCCCAGAUGAAGAUACGGGAUUUUCUUUCGUGAAUUGCAUGAUUAAUGGUACAGGAAACAUAUACCUGGGAAGAGCUUGGGGGAACUACUCGAGGGCGAUCUAUUCUUACUCCUACAUCAGUGGCAUUGUCAUUCCAGGGGGAUGGAGCGAUUGGGAUAUACCGUCGAGGCAGAAGACAGUGGAGUUUGGAGAGUUCAGGUGCAGGGGAAGAGGUGCAAACACAAGUACGUGGGUGCCAUGGUCGAAGUCGUACAGAUAUGAGGAAGUGCAGCAUUUUCUCAACACCACAUUUAUAGAAGGUGAUAAGUGGUUGAGGCUUAGCUGAGGAUUUUCUGAGACAAGCUUCUUGCAGUACCUGUAUUUAAAAACCACUGUCCCUUCAUUUACAUACUUUCCCAUUGUAUAGAUUCGUAGUAGAGGUACAAAUAUUGAAUAUACUCUGUUUAUCUUAGGAAAAUUUUGAAUAUACCCUGCAUUUUCUUUCUUU